This is a messenger RNA of Protopterus annectens (West African lungfish), 3693 nucleotides long. RefSeq names its product tumor necrosis factor receptor superfamily member 1A-like. The record is from RefSeq and is a predicted model, not a curated record. Gene Ontology annotation, cellular component: membrane. Gene Ontology annotation, biological process: positive regulation of canonical NF-kappaB signal transduction; hematopoietic or lymphoid organ development; apoptotic process. NCBI's taxonomy places the organism in Eukaryota, Metazoa, Chordata, Ceratodontiformes, Protopteridae. Gene Ontology annotation, molecular function: transmembrane signaling receptor activity; ubiquitin protein ligase binding.
AUGAGGUACAGUUCCAAAAUCUGAGUAUAAAAUAAGGACAGUUGAGCGGUAUGAAGUAUUUAAAUCUAAAAUGUAUUAAAUGUGAAGUUCGUGCCCAUAAAACCGGCUGAGUCUGAGGGCCCAAGUCAUAGGCCACGUUGAAGUCUGACGGCCAAAUUCACAGUCCUACACCCAUUGACAGCUGAGAGGGGUACUACUGUCCUGGGAUGUUUUUUGUCACUGCCAAGUACUCCAGAGCACCAAUGCGCACGUGACUGAUACUUUUCUCGUUUCCCAGAAGCGUGUCUCGCGCCAGCCUCGGCUGAGCUCUUGCAAGUCUUGCAGUGUUAUGAGGUGGAGCUGUGCAGCUAGGCGGUUCAGACCGUCGUUAUUUCUUCUAUUUAUCUUGCAUUUCCUUUUCAUUGUCUGAUUCUUGUAUUGCCUUUUGGGUGGAAAAGAAUGUAGAAGAGUGUUCUGUGCCUGCUUUUCCUGGUGUAACCUGGCAUACAAGGCUGACGGGCGAUCACCAUACUGUUGAGGCUGUUGAUACUGAGUCAGACGGUAGGGCUGACGCAUUUUGGUACCGUUUAAGGAGCUCAUGUUUAAGUUUGCAGUUGCCAUAUGGUAUGGCUGAGAUAAUUAUUUCACAUCGUCUUGGACUUCUCUGCAUUUUGCAUCUUAGUGUGGUGGUGUUUGCACGACCAUCUACGGAGAGUCUACCAUACCCAGCAGAAAACGGUCAAUGCAGAAACAAAGAAACAGAAUAUUACAACUCAGAAAUUAAAAAAUGUUGCCAGCGCUGCCCACCAGGUCAGUCUGCAAAGGCCAGAUGCAGUGCAGAGAAAAACACAGUCUGCCAAGAAUGUGCCGAUGGAACUUUCACAGCCAUUUACAACUACAUUUCAAAUUGUCAUGUCUGUCGGACCUGUAAUGAAGAUUUUGGAUUGUUGGAAAUAACACCUUGUUCAAAAGAACACAACACUGAGUGUGUCUGUACGAAAGGAUCCUACUGUGAAAAUGCUGAGUGCCGACACUGUAAUGAGCACACACCCUGCGAUGCUGGAAUGGAGGUGGUGUUUCCAGGAACUAACACAAGUGACACACGGUGUGACUCGUGUGCCGAGGGAUUUUACAACAAUGAAUCAUCAUUAACUGCAAAGUGCCUUCCACAUUCUCGAUUAUGUGGCAUUAUUUGCUUUCCUGGGUUGUUUCUUUGCUGCCGUGAUCAUAUGUCUUGUGUCCCUGUUCAUUUAUAAGAAAAUAGACUCUGUCCGUGGAUUUUUCAACUUUGGGAAAGCAGAUAACCUGCAGAUGACAUUGGCUGAGAACAUCAAGGACAAUAUGCAGGUGGGCUAUAGACACCUGACAACUCCAACAGACUCUUCUAGCAACAGUGAGCGUACACCAUUGUACAUUAAUGGUCAUGUGAAAGAGGAAAGCCAGCAUGUGGGCAGUACCAUCAGUCCCGUGUCCAACGUUUCCAGCAUUCGCUUCCCCAGAGGGCAAGAGCAGUCACCAGGUUCCUUUAUAACAAAUGGUGGAAUUGUGAAAAUUGAUGGCGAUGUUAUUAUCGUUAACAAUAAUGUAUCAUUUCCUGAAAGACCUGUGGCUGUCAGGACUCAUGAGGAUGAGGAAGAUGAUGAUGAUAGCAUAUCUCAUUCAAGACCUCAGGAAGAUCUUCAGACCCCUGUCCAGGAAGAACACGAAGACCCCAGAGAGGACACGUAUGUUUGUGUACCACAGCAAGAAUGUGGAAAAGAGUACCGUGUCCCAGUUCAGGAAAUGUUUACUCAUACAUGACUCUGAACUGUGUUUCAGCAUGAGUCACAUGGGAAGCACAGCUGCUUCCAUGAAUCUGAACGGUAUACAGACAGCUGGAUUCUGCACACUGUUAGUGUAUCGCACAUCCCAGAACAUCCCAUGUGUAUCCGCCAUCCCUAGGCACCGUGCCAUUCUCUGCAUUAUUACCAGCACUUAAUUUAUGUAAUUUUUCGCUCAACCCCAUAAUUUUGUGUGAUCUUAUUUUCCAGUUAUAUGGACUUCAUAGUAUUAGGAAGGAAAGAAGAAAAGUUUGGUUUGUAUUUGUGUACAAAUUUUCUUAAGUUAGGUACAGAACCUGGUAUAAGUCUUCCACUUGGACUGCAAAGCCUGUGACUAGAACUGAGUACCUUUGAUUAUUGCCAAGAUGCUAAUCUCUUACUGUUUUGGUUGUGCGUAAUGUCAAGUAUUCUGGGAUAACUGAAUCACCUUCCUUUGAAAUUUGACCAGUAGAAGAGACUAUGAUAAAACUACAGACUUUGCUGGUCUAGCAUGACAUAAUCAACACUAUAUUGCAUAAAAACAUUGUGAAAGAAGUGCAGAGUUCUGUGGUUCUUAGUGUAUGCUGAACCCCUACAGUGUAGAACUCACUGAGGCACAUACAAAUUCAGAGAAAGACAGAGUCACCCACUUACAGUGUACAGCAUAGUAGGAGAACUACAGAGACUACCAGUGAUGAAAUACGAUGAGUAUUUUACAGUGUUUUCUAGUGACUGGUUCUAAACCUUCGGCUGCUACAGUUUGCUUCUAUUAGUGGCCUGGAAUUACCAGAUUGUGGUUUGAAAUCAUUGAUGGAUAUUGCUUAGUGGACAGACUUUCUCAGUGAAACAAACAGUUUGAGGUAUGGUGGACUACAGCAGGUAAUAGAGGUGACUGGGCAAAGUCUUAAACUCAAGAAAGAAAAAUGGUGCUAAAUAUGAGAGAAAAAGACAGCAACAGAAUCAGAUGUCUGUGUAUGUCUGUAGGUGGCUAGAACUGGGGGGAGAGCCUGUUGAACUGUAGCACUGAAUGUUACUGCUAGGGUGUAUUAAACAGGAUGAUUACUUAGUUAUCUUAAGGAUCUUUGUGGACUCAUUAAUCCAAAUAUAUCCCUUUGCAAGGUAUUCUCAGAACUGCAUGUUGCAAGUCUGUAGCUGAACAUAAGCUUCAAUUUAUUUUUGUCAGUGAUCGGUGUCAUUUAAAAAAAAAAGUGUUAGAAAAAUGAUAAAAUGAAAAAUGUAGAUAUGUACAGACAUUUUAAUUUAUUUAGUAGUAUAUUACACUAGAUAUGGUAACUACGUAUUGUUGAGCAAGAUUGUAGCAGGCUAAAAAAAGUCUGAGCAAAUGAUAUUUUAAAGUAAGGAUGUGGCCAUUUUAAAAUUAAAUGCAUAUGAAAAAACUAUGUACGCAUUUGUUUCUGCAUUCAGGUGAAACAUCGAAUACAGUACAUUGGAUUAGCCAUUAACUUUCUGCUGUUGUUCUACUGUUUGCACCUUACUUUGGUUAGCUCAGGUAAAUUACUGGGAAUUUAAAUGAUAAAAUAGUACAUGAUUACACACACACACAUACAUUCUGACUGAUUAUAAUACUUAUUUGGUUAUAAUGCUUAUUUGGUUUCUAGCAACUUUCAUUUUUCUACCAUGUACCUACUAAACGUCUACUACAGAAUUUUUUCUCUUCCAUUAAAUUGUCUCUCCUUUCUUUUUUUAAUAGAGUAAUUUCCUAAUAUCGAUCCACUGUUCUUCCUGUUCCUGCAUAUUCUUUGCUCACAGCAUGUACUUGUCCGUCUUUUUUCUAUUGCUGGUCCUACUGCUACCUUCAUUGUUUGCAAGCUGAAUGCACUUUUCAAACCUAAAUGUACAAUCGAUUAUUAAGGUAAUGUGUUACUAAAGUGUGCAAACAAAAAAAUGUAACCUA